Penicillium lagena is the source of this 1353-nucleotide messenger RNA. RefSeq names its product glycoside hydrolase family 172 protein. The transcript has 3 exons. Bases 1 to 1353 code for a protein of 450 amino acids. The record is from RefSeq and is a predicted model, not a curated record. Lineage: Eukaryota; Fungi; Ascomycota; Eurotiomycetes; Eurotiales; Aspergillaceae.
AUGCUCGGACCGGAAAUGUUCACAGCAGUCACCCAGCACACUCAGUCCAGGAGCGCUCGCAUCUCCAGCUGGGACCAUUCAGGCUUGAAUGAAGACGCCUUCGUCGUCCAGCCCGGGGAAACGGCCAUCCUGGCAGACAUCGAAGGGCCCGGAGUAAUUACGCACUUGUGGUUUGUGCAGGCAUGCCGCCGAAUUCUGGGCCCAGGCCUUAUUCCAUAUUCUAAGUCGGGCGUGGCCAUGCAAGAGGUUGAAAAUGGUCAGGGCGUCAAUUAUGAAGUUAUGGAUCCGGACUACUACCGCAAAGUGCUCAUCCGCAUGUAUUGGGACGACUCCGAGACACCUAACGUUCUCGCGCCACUCGGAGACUUCUUCUGCGUUGGCCAUUCAAUCGCGUCAAACUUCCAGUCGCUCCCUUUUACGGCAUCGGUGAAGCCGACUGAAGACAAGAAGUUUGGGGGAGCGGCCGCUUUGAACUGCUACCUUCCAAUGCCGUUUAACAAGCGAGCUCGGAUCGAGGUCGAGAACCAAAACGACAUUGCCUACUUCCAAUAUUUUUAUAUUGACUAUGAGCUGCGCGCAGAGCCUCACCCUGAAAACACGCUCUUCUUCCAUGCCCACUGGCGACGUCAGAAUCCGACGCCGGGAUGGGCGCCUCCGGACCUUCAAACAAACUCGUUGGAAACGAUGGUACCCAAUCUCGACGGGAAACAAAACUAUGUUAUUCUUGAGACGACCGGUGCAGGAGCUUACGUCGGAUGCAACCACUCCGUCUAUCAUUUUCAAGGCACAUGGUGGGGAGAAGGCGACGACAUGAUCUUCAUCGAUGACGAUACCUGGCCACCGUCGAUGCACGGCACUGGAGCCGAGGACUAUUUUAGUCAGGGCUGGGGCAUGCAGAAGAACGCCUUCCCCUUUGCGGGAUCUAUCAUCCAUGAGGGUGAAAUGCCACCGUACCAGGUCUCAUACCGCUGGCAUCUCCCGGAUCCUGUGAAGUUCAAUACCAGAAUUAAAGUCACCAUGGAGUAUGGGCAUGCUAAUCACCUAAGCGAUGAUUGGAGCUCAACAGCCUAUUGGUAUCAAACUCUUCCAGGACCCAAGCUGGAUAUUUUGCCCGUGUCUGAACGCCUCCCCAGACGGAUGGAGAUUAUCCCGCCUGUGUCAGACGAAAAGCCCGAGCUGGAUGAGAGGAGGAUGCAAAUGGUUCAGCAAAGACAGGAGAGGUUGGACGCUUUUGUAGCCGAUAAGUUGAAAUGGCUCGAGCGAAGGGCACAAGACAGCAGACAGCGUGCUGCGAAGAACAAGGAAGAUGCGGCGGACGUUCGGCGUAGAUUUUUGGAAGCUAUCAAGAAAUAG